Messenger RNA from Mytilus trossulus (common blue mussel), 651 nucleotides. RefSeq names its product ganglioside GM2 activator-like. Gene Ontology annotation, molecular function: lipid carrier activity; enzyme activator activity. The transcript has 4 exons. The record is from RefSeq and is a predicted model, not a curated record. NCBI's taxonomy places the organism in Eukaryota, Metazoa, Mollusca, Bivalvia, Mytilida, Mytilidae. Gene Ontology annotation, cellular component: cytoplasmic side of plasma membrane. The coding region runs from base 29 to 607 and encodes 192 amino acids. Gene Ontology annotation, biological process: lipid transport; ganglioside catabolic process.
UUGUGACUAUUUUUGACGAAAGUUAAACAUGGAGAAAAUUUGUUGUAUCUUAUUCAUGAUGGUCAUUGGGUGUCUGUCCAGUGAACUAGUAUACACAGACUGCAACAAGAAUCAGCACGUGCUUCAUGUCAAUUCUGCGAGCCUGAGCCCAUACCCGCCAAAAAUACCAGGUAAUCUGACAGUUUCCGGUCAACUGGAACUUGGGAAAAAUAUUUCCGGAAACAUUAAGCUUGAAGUCAGCAUUCACAAGAAGGAACUUUUCCUCUGGAUCCGUGUCCCUUGUGUAUCUGGCGUUGGAAGUUGCACGUAUGAUUUCUGCAGCUUGUUGACAUCAAAUUUCGUUAGCAACGGAGAAGUAUCAUGUCCUUCGGAAAUGAAAGCACAGAAUCUCUCCUGCACAUGCCCAAUACAAGCCGGAACAUACACGCUGAAACCAGUCGUUAUACAAAUUCCAAAAAUGUCGGGUAUAAUGUCGGAUCUGAUGUCGGGAGAAUACAAAGUUGAUGCAAAACUUGUAAACAAAGAUACCGGAGAGCAGCUAGGAUGCUACCAUGUUGAAAUUACUUUAGAUCAUUCCUGUUCAGGAUUUGGUUGUAUUCUUGGAUGAUUAAUGUCUGCUAUCAACCAAAUUAAAAUAUAAAAAAGUGGAAA